AUGGUAUCAGAACAUUCUCCAUCAAUGGAAUCGCGCAGCAUUGACCUCCAGUUUCUCGAGGGCAAGACCAUUUUCAUCACUGGUGUAACGGGCUACCUAGCAAAGAUUCUCUCCGAGAAGAUACUCGGAGUCCAACCAAAUGUGAAGAAGCUCUACUUGCUAAUUAGAGCUCCAGAUCCAAAUUCAGCUAAACAACGCUUUGUCAACGAGGUUCUAAAGACAGAUCUGUUCAGAGUUCUAAGGGAGAAGUUGGGCGCCAAUCUGCAGGGCUUUAUACAAGACAAGGUUUUCCCAGUUCCCCGGGAUAUAGCUUGUGAUAGUUUUGGGAUAAAUUCUGAGCUGAAAGAUCUGAUGUGCAGAGAAGUAGACAUAAUUGUAAACUCUGCUGCAACUACAAGAUUUGAUGAAAGAUACGAUACUGCUAUAAGUGUCAAUGUAGUGGGUGCCAUGCAUGUUGUCGAAUUCUCCGGGCAGUGUUCAAAACUAAAGAUGCUUCUCCAUGUAAGCACAGCCUAUGUAUGUGGGGAAAAAGAAGGAUUGAUACUAGAGAAGCCAUUGAACUAUGGCGAGACUCUUAAUGGGAGAUCUAGCUUAGACAUUCAUGUGGAGCGAAAGUUGGUAGAGGAAGCACUAAAGGACCUUCAAGAUAAGAACGCCACAGAAAAAGAAGGCAAGGCUACAUGGAUGGCCAAACACAUACUCAUUCUCACAAAAGCAAUGGGAGAGAUGCUCCUGGGACACUUCAAGGAGGAUCUCCAACUCAUAAUCCUAAGGACAACAAUUAUAUUGAUCACCUACAAGGAUCCAUUCCCAGGAUGGAUUGAAGGAUUGAGAACCACAGAUACGUUCAUUGCUGGCUACGGUAAAGGAAAACAGAAUGUCCUAAUGGGCGAUAGACAAUCAAUAAUGGAUGAGAUUCCAGCCGAUAUGGUUGUUAACUCCGUCAUCGCCGCUAUGGUAGCCCAUCAAGAUCCAUCUUCCCAUACAGUUGUUUACCAUAUUAGCUCCUCUAAGAGGAAUCAACUAAAAAGUGGUGAUAUUAUACAAUUCUUCGUUGAUUACUUCAAGAAGAAUCCAUGGAUUGACGAAAGUGGAAAGCCAGUCAAAGUGAAGAAAUUUCAUGUACUGGUAAGCAUGGAUAUGCUUCACAAUUUCGAUGAUACCAAUGCUGAAAUGUUGAGAAUGGCAACAAAAGAUAGUAAUGCAGAUGGUACAUUUAACUUUGAUCCGACAACCAUUCAGUGGGAAAAAUACUUCAAGGAAACUCACAUUCCGGGAGUUGUGAAAGUGGGGAAGCGUAAAAUCGCUCCAACUAAUUAG
Molecule: messenger RNA, 1320 nt
Organism: Capsicum annuum
Lineage: Eukaryota; Viridiplantae; Streptophyta; Magnoliopsida; Solanales; Solanaceae
Product: alcohol-forming fatty acyl-CoA reductase-like
Exons: 10
Coding region: 1-1320 (439 amino acids)
Biological process (GO): suberin biosynthetic process; long-chain fatty-acyl-CoA metabolic process
Cellular component (GO): intracellular membrane-bounded organelle
Molecular function (GO): alcohol-forming very long-chain fatty acyl-CoA reductase (NADP+) activity
Source: RefSeq, a predicted model, not a curated record